UUCCCACAUCUGAGCUAGAGAUCUCCAUAGAGGACACAUCGAGUGAUCGCGGAGGCGAGGACGUCGAAAAAACCAAACCCGUAGGCACGAAGCAGUAGAAUGAAGCCCACGAGAGUAUGAGAGAGACGGACACUGGCGUGAAGGGGUCGGGCGAAUGCCGUUGGUUGCAGCACUAUGUUGUACGACCCACGAUCUACGCGAAUUCUGGCACUGCCGGCGCGGCAUCCGAGUCGUCAUUGACGCGCGUGUACGUGGUAUAGAGUUGUUUGGCAGUUCCGUUUACGAAAGAUGUGAUAGAGUCUUUCAGGAUGACGGAGGAAGCGAUGGUCGACAGAGUUGCAUUUUGGCUAGCCAUAUCUAUGCGAGGGACGCCUCGCCGGCCCUGCUACCAGAGCUCAUCGAAGUCAUAGCGCGUCUGCCUCUACAACUUGCCUGUGCUGCUCGCCCAGUGCUGCCGCGCGCGAUGUUAGGCAGCACCGCGACUGUGCACGAAUUUAUGCGCAUGCUCAUUCUCAAGUACAACGGGCGAUUGUGCAGCUGUGCGUUCGGCGAACUCGAGCACGCGGGCGCACACCUUCAUCGUGCGCGUUUCUGGGUGCCGCCUCCCGGCGCUGGAGCACCUCGCAUUCGCGCUGCUCGACUGGGUGACACCCACGAGGGCGCCGCACUCCGCGUUCUUUAAGUACCUCAGAUAUCUACUCCAUCAGCCUGUGCUACCUAUCGGUGCCACUUCCGUCACGCAGACGUUCUCCGCCUUAUCGUGGGCGCCCUGUUAAGUAGUCUCGAGUGGUUUUGUCAUGACACAGUCAUAGCCCAGUCCACGCUGCGGGACCCGG
Rhodofomes roseus is the source of this 836-nucleotide messenger RNA. RefSeq lists its product as uncharacterized. The coding region runs from base 155 to 682 and encodes 175 amino acids. The transcript has 5 exons. The record is from RefSeq and is a predicted model, not a curated record. Lineage: Eukaryota; Fungi; Basidiomycota; Agaricomycetes; Polyporales; Fomitopsidaceae.